Messenger RNA from Penaeus indicus, 2394 nucleotides. RefSeq names its product tetratricopeptide repeat protein 1-like (gene Ttc1). Gene Ontology annotation, molecular function: protein binding. The coding region runs from base 143 to 1093 and encodes 316 amino acids. The transcript is spliced from 7 exons. The record is from RefSeq and is a predicted model, not a curated record. Lineage: Eukaryota; Metazoa; Arthropoda; Malacostraca; Decapoda; Penaeidae.
CACGGAGUUAAAAUCGGGUGGUGUUUGUGUGGGUCGCGCUUCCGUGGAGUCUGGAAACUCUUGGAAGGCGUUGUGUUUCUGAAACAUAAGUUGUGAUACUGCUAAGAAGAAUAAAAACAAAAAUAGUGAAGAAGUAAAAGCAAUGUCACUAACAAAUCUUAGUGAUAAAGAAGAGGAACAAGUUUCCCGUCCUGACACUCCAGUGAGUAGUGCAAGUGAUGACUCGUUCCAUUCUGCAGACAAUGAUGACAGUAGCCCUGCACAAGAAGGAGAGAAAAGUCAAGCCUCUACCAGAGAAUGUUCUGAUGGAGGAAGUGAAUCUUCAGAUGAGUUGUGUCCAGACAUUCCCAUGACAGAGCCAGAUUGUCAAGAAAAGAGCAAAAGUGAUGCGAGCCUUACACCUGACACAAAGUCGGGGGAAUCAGAGAGCCUGGAAGAUUUUGGAAUCAAGGCAGACAAGGAAGAGGAAGAGGAAGAGGAGGAUUUUGUAGAUGAGGAAUAUUUAAAGGAUCUUGAGCUCAGUUUGACAGAAGAAGAAAAAGAAGAGAAGAAAAAAGAAAGCUUAAUACAUAAAGAAAAAGGUAACUCAAGUUUUAAGGCAGGACAAUAUGAGGAAGCUGUUAGUUCAUAUACAGUGGGACUAAGAAUAUGCCCGAUAUCAUUCCCAAGGGAACGUUCAGUAUUGUAUGCCAACAGAGCAGCAGCACGGUCAAAAAUAGAUAAGAAAAAGGAAGCAAUUAAGGACUGUACAAAUGCAAUUGAUUUAGAUAGCACAUAUCUUAAGGCGAUUUUACGACGUGCAACACUAAAUGAAGAAACGGAACAGCUGGAUGAGGCGCUGAAAGAUUUCCAGCGUGUGCUUGAAUUAGAUCCAAGCCAUGUAGAGGCUCAAAGAGCUGUCAGAAGAUUGCCAUCGCUUAUUGAUGAAAGGAAUGAGAAGCUGAAAGAGGAGAUGUUGGGUAAACUGAAGGAUUUGGGCAACAUGUUUCUACGGCCAUUUGGGCUUUCUACAAACAACUUUCAGCUCCAGCAAGACCCAAACACUGGAGGAUAUAACAUCAGUUUUCAACAGAAUGAACCAAAGUCACAAUAGCUAGUAGGACUAAUAUAGAAAUAUUACAAUGCCUUAAUGUAUUAAUUGUGUGUACAUGUACUUACAUUGGAUAUUUUUAUGACUAUAGUUUCCAUAGCACUGUGUGUGAGAAAGAUUUGUCUGUGUAUGUUAUUUUAUCAGAAAUUACAAGCUUCAUGAUGUUAGACAGGGUUAUGUUUCUCUUAUUGCCAUUCAGUACAUAUCUUUUGUAGCAGGUUUUGAAGCUGUCCUAGUGAAAUGACAUUAUUGGCUUCAAUCUGAGAUUCUUUAUAAAAGCAUAGCUGCUUUUGUGCAACUCUGUUACUAUAAUGGGCAUCUUAAUGUGCCACAACUUGCAACACCAUCUUUGCUAGUCUUUUUUACUCUUAAAAUAGGGAUGCAAUAUAAUCUUUUGAAUGUAAAGUGAUGUACCAAGAAUUGGAAAGAGAAAAAAUAAUUUUGUUUUUGCAUGUAGGAUUUAUGUUUGUAAUGUGACAAAAUUUUGGGUUGAUUGGACAAAGUAUUAGUCAUACUGUGUUGGGUGUUCUACCACAGUUUUUAAUUUUCAUUCUAUGGCUUUAAUAUAAAUAUCAAACAUUGCUGCCCCAAGAGUUAUGACUGUUAGUUUAAAACUAUAAUUUAAUUAAUUCAAAUGGAUGUUAGUAUAAAGUCAGGUUUACAUGAGGGACAGCUACAAGGUCAAACUUUGUCAAUGGAUCAUGUUCUAGUUCACACAUUUAGCAGGUAUACAAGAGGAUAUCAUAGGUGUGGACACUGUAGUAGUGGCCAAAACCAACUAGUUUGGUAUUGUUGAUCUGUUAACUCUUGGAUGCCAGGAGAGCAUAUACAUACAUGUCAUGCUGUGUUUGAUUUUAGUUCAUUAAUUUUGUUUACAUAUAGAUGGCUCCACAAGUACUUAGUGUUACCAAGGAGUCAGUUACUGGGCCUACCUAUUCUCACCUGUUUACCUAUUUCCAUUUUUUUUUUCUUUUUUUCUGAAAUUAAAAAAAAAUCUUCAUAUUAGUAAUAACAGUAUAAUUAUUGUAAUGAUAAGAGGUGAGAUCUAGUAACUUACUCUCGAUGGAGCCAUCAAUGUGUAAACAAAAUUCAUAAAACUAAACUACAGAGAACAGUGCACUUCCUCAGCACCAUUGGGUUAACACUGUUUAAGAGGUGAGGAAUAUAUAUGCUCCAGCAGCUGGUGCCUGUGUAAGUUGUCCCUUGUAUGGACAUGGCUUUAUAGGAUGCUCUUUUGAAUGUAUAAAGAAAUAGACUGCAAUAAAAACUUCUUAAAUAAAAUAAAAUGAAAUAAAUAGUGUUAA